GCCGGCGGGCAGCGCGGACAGCGGCCGGGAUGCGGCUACCGGCCGGCGCGGCGCUCGUAGAAAGGGCCAGAGUAGGGACGAGACGGACCGGGAUGUCCCCGGUGAGGUGCCGAGGGCUACGUUUGUGACACGCUUGUAGGGGCGGAAUUCGUUGAGCAUCACCUGGCCGCCCGGUCCCAAGGCUUUCAGUGGAAAUAGUAUCCAAAGCAGCUUCUCUUAAUUGCCGUGCGCUGACUUCCUUACCUCCUUCAUUAGUGGCCAACUAAUCAUCAGGACCAGAUCGAGAAGCCAGCGAUGACUGACAUGGAUCACCUGGAUCACCUAAUUGUUGGCUAAAGACAGCUCCUUGAGACCCUAUCAGAAUGAUAGACAUAUUAUAAUCAGCAAAUGUGGAAGGAAUAGCUGAAUGAAAGAAUAUUCAAGAAGAAAAUGCUAAAGAAGAGGAAUUAUACAAUUGGGAGGAGGUUUUUCCCUGUUCUCAUUGAGAAUUCUGAACAAAAGCUUGUGCGUUUGGUUUUUCCUGAUCUUGGUACCCGGAGGCUAGGCACGAGAGGAAGUGCCAGGUAUCAUUAUGAUGGAAUCUGUAUCAAGAGAAGUUCUUUCUUCUAUGCCCAGUAUUGCUACCUUCUGGGUGAAAAAAGGGAUCACAGUGGAGAUAUCAUUGCCUUUGAAAAAUCUACUAACUAUAACAGCAUUAUCCAACAAGAAGGAACAUGUGAAAAUCGUUCACCGAUAAAGACAGACCCCAUUGGAUCCCCUUUGUCUGAAUUCAGGAGAUGUCCAUUCUGGGAGCAAGAACUGGCAAAGAAGUACUCCUACAAAAUGAUGGCCUUUCUUGCUGAUGAAUACUACAACUAUUGCCAAGAGAUUUUACAAAACGUGAGGAACCAAGAACUUGAGAGGGUGGAGGACUUGCUCACUUCUUUCUGGAAAUCUCUGCAGCAAGACACAGUCAUGCUUAUGUCAUUGCCUGAUGUGUGCCAGCUCUUUAAAUGCUAUGAUGUGCAGCUGUACAAGGGAAUUGAGGACGUUCUCCUUCAUGACUUUUUGGAAGAUGUUUCUAUUCAGUACCUGAAGUCUGUCCGGUUAUUUAGUAAGAAAUUUAAGCUGUGGCUACUUAAUGCUUUGGAAGGGUUUCCCGCCCUCGUGCAGAUCUCCAAACUCAAAGAAGUUACUGUGUUUGUCAAAAGACUAAGAAGAAAGACAUACCUUUCCAACAUGGCAAAGACUAUGAGAAUGGUAUUGAAAAACAACAAGAGGGUCAAUGUUUUGAAGUCGGAUCUACAUGCCAUCAUCAAUCAAGGUGCUUUGGACACUUCUAAGAAAGCCCCACCGAGUAACCCGUGCAGCACGGCUGACCUGGAGACGCACACGGAGAUGCAAUGUUUAAGCAGUUUGAUUUCUUUGCUGGGGACAUCCACAGACCUCAGUGUAUUCCUGAAUUGUCUGUCUUCAAAUCUCCAAGCAUUUGUCUUCCAGCCAAGCAGAAACAAAGAAGAGUUUAUCAAAUUGGCCGCCAGCUUCCAGCUGAGAUGGAAUUUCCUUCUUACCACUGUGAGCAAAGCCAUGACCCUCUGCCACAGAGAUAGUUUCGGCUCCUGGCAUCUGUUUCAUUUGCUGCUUCUGGAAUAUGUGAUUCAUAUACUUCAGUCAUGCAUAGAAGAGGAAGAGGACGACGAUGAUGUGGGAAAUCUCAAGGAAAUGCUACCAGAUGACCAGUCUCUUGUCCAGCCAGACCAGGCAACCUUCCACCCUCCAGAUUCUUCACCAGCCCUGGCGUAUGACAGCCCACAUAUGGAUCCACAUCGGGUGAUGCUGAAACACAUAAGCCAGAGCCGAUGUCCUAUGGGUGUGAACAGUGUGUUGCUCAGGGUCCUGGGCUUCCUGGUGGACACUGACACGGGUGAUAAGCUCAUCCAGGUAUUGUUGGAGGACAAGGCCACCGAAAGCACCUUCAAACUCAGCCUUCCUGUGGGACAAGAGGCCCUGGUAACUCUAAAAGAUGGACAAAAAUUUGUAAUUCAUGUAUCAGAUGUACCCCAAAGCUCUGAAAAUAUUUUUUUCAGGGAAAGCAACGCUAAUAUAUAAGAUCAUUUCUUAGAAUAGGACAUGAGAAAACAUAGAUUUUCACUCUUAAAAAUAUAUUAAGUGCUAAAGCUUUUGUAUUGAUGAGAAAGAAGAUUUUAUGUACAUAAUAGAGGUAGCAUUGUCUAUUUUGUGUUUAUAUGUAUUUCAAGCAGUUAGUUUAGGUGAAUCAUAUAAACUGAUUUGGAGA
Leopardus geoffroyi (Geoffroy's cat) is the source of this 2275-nucleotide messenger RNA. It is a transcript of the gene RFX8, whose product is annotated as regulatory factor X8. NCBI's taxonomy places the organism in Eukaryota, Metazoa, Chordata, Mammalia, Carnivora, Felidae. Gene Ontology annotation, biological process: regulation of transcription by RNA polymerase II. The transcript has 17 exons. The coding region runs from base 430 to 2088 and encodes 552 amino acids. Gene Ontology annotation, molecular function: RNA polymerase II cis-regulatory region sequence-specific DNA binding; DNA-binding transcription factor activity, RNA polymerase II-specific. The record is from RefSeq and is a predicted model, not a curated record.